AUGAACGGGGAGACCUGCGUGUCAUAUUGUGAGAUAACCAGCAUGGAUUCGUAUUAUAACACAGCUCCGCAGGGGAGAGAACACCAACACUCUCCGUUUCGAACAUUCCAGCCAAGUGACAAGUUCGGCCCCAACUUCCUGGCCAACAAAGGCCAAAGUUAUGGUGACAAGUCGAGAAACCCUUUCCACCAGGAAUGCGAGUCACUGGAUACCAACGUUCAAAACCCCAUCGGCGACAGCGCCUUUAACAAAUAUCUCUAUAUGCAGAGCGCUGGACGGACGGCGAGGUCCCCUGUUCAAAACAAGAAGAUUCAAGAAGCUAGCCCCAACGGCGCCUUGAUACCCUGCUACGGUGAGUCAUCCCUUGGGGGAACUUCAUCUGAGUUGCCCCAGAGCUCAGAGCCUGCAGUGAUGGAGAGCCCCUACCUCAGUGUGAAAGAGGCAGCGAUGAAAGGACGCAACAGUGAGCUGCCUAAUGCCAUGGAGAAAGGCGACAACGACAGCAACAAGGGCAAGAAACGCAGGAACAGAACCACCUUCACCAGCUACCAGUUGGAGGAACUGGAAAAGGUUUUCCAGAAGACGCAUUAUCCCGAUGUCUAUGCGAGGGAACAGCUCGCACUGAGAACGGACCUAACAGAAGCCCGAGUGCAGGUUUGGUUUCAGAACAGAAGAGCUAAAUGGAGGAAGAGAGAACGCUUUGGGCAGAUGCAACAAGUUCGGAGUCACUUCUCCACUGCCUAUGAACUACCCAUUUUAACUAGGGAGAACUAUGCACAGAUUCAAAAUCCAUCUUGGAUUGGUAACAAUGGUGCCUCCUCUCCAGUGCCAGCCUGUGUUGUGCCCUGUGAAACAGUAACAUCUUGCAUGUCCCCACAUGCACACGCACAUGCUCCAGCUGGGGUAUCCGACUUCCUGGGUGUUUCUGCCCCUGGCAGCCAUGUGGGACAGGCACAUAUGGGUGGUCUCUUUGGCACCGCUGGGCUUGGGGCUGCUAUUAACACAUUUGACAUCAGUAAUGAACCAGAUCGAAAGUCAUCCAGCAUUGCAGCCCUAAGAAUGAAAGCCAAGGAGCACAGUGCUGCAAUAUCUUGGGCUACAUGA
This is a messenger RNA of Hypanus sabinus (Atlantic stingray), 1104 nucleotides long. RefSeq names its product ALX homeobox 4a (gene alx4a). The transcript is spliced from 4 exons. NCBI's taxonomy places the organism in Eukaryota, Metazoa, Chordata, Chondrichthyes, Myliobatiformes, Dasyatidae. The coding region runs from base 1 to 1104 and encodes 367 amino acids. The record is from RefSeq and is a predicted model, not a curated record. Gene Ontology annotation, biological process: regulation of transcription by RNA polymerase II. Gene Ontology annotation, molecular function: RNA polymerase II transcription regulatory region sequence-specific DNA binding; DNA-binding transcription activator activity, RNA polymerase II-specific.